Messenger RNA from Rhinocladiella mackenziei CBS 650.93, 303 nucleotides. RefSeq lists its product as uncharacterized. The transcript has a single exon. The coding region runs from base 1 to 303 and encodes 100 amino acids. The record is from RefSeq and is a predicted model, not a curated record. Lineage: Eukaryota; Fungi; Ascomycota; Eurotiomycetes; Chaetothyriales; Herpotrichiellaceae.
AUGGCCGACAAGUACGACGCACCUAAAUACCCUCCGCCAUCCCACUCCCCGGCCCCCGGUUAUCAAUCCCCUCCACCGGCUCAGGAUGGUAUGGUAUAUGGAAAUCAAGGCCAGUACGAUAUGAACCGAGGGGGACCCCCGGGCGGCUACUAUCAACAGCCGUACGGGCCACCACAAGGGUAUGGAUAUCCACCACCACAGCAACCGCAGGUGAUCUAUGAGCGCGAUCGCGGCGGUGGCGGUUGCUGCGCCGGUCUCUUGGCUGGUUUGGCUUGCUGCUGUUGUUUGGAUGCUUUGUUUUAG